Messenger RNA from Entelurus aequoreus (snake pipefish), 3199 nucleotides. It is a transcript of the gene lpcat3, whose product is annotated as lysophosphatidylcholine acyltransferase 3. Gene Ontology annotation, cellular component: membrane. The record is from RefSeq and is a predicted model, not a curated record. Gene Ontology annotation, molecular function: 1-acylglycerophosphocholine O-acyltransferase activity; lysophospholipid acyltransferase activity. Gene Ontology annotation, biological process: phosphatidylcholine biosynthetic process; lipid modification. The transcript has 13 exons. The coding region runs from base 175 to 1569 and encodes 464 amino acids. NCBI's taxonomy places the organism in Eukaryota, Metazoa, Chordata, Actinopteri, Syngnathiformes, Syngnathidae.
GCGGCGAAAGGAGGGGAGGAGAGGUAAGGGGAGGGGGGGCCGAACCACGGAGCUGUUCCCACGCAACGUCGCCUAUUUAUUUUGUGUGAGCGUGUGUGGAUGUGAGCGGAAAGCGACGCCUCGAAGUAGAGUUCGGUGAAGCGUCGCGUAGAGACGUUUCCGCCCACAGUGAAGAUGGCGGCUCCCUGGAUGGAGAAGCUAUCGCAGACUUUGGGUUCUCCCGAGCCUGCUGUUCGGCUUAUAUUUUCUAUAUUAAUCGGGUAUCCCUUCGCUCUUUUUUACAGGCAUUUCUUGUUCUACCAGCCAGCCACCAUUAUCCACCUGUUCCAUGCCUUAUCCGGACUGGCUCUAGCAACAUUCAACUUUGGUCCCCAGAUUUAUCACUCGGCGGUAUGUAUCCUCGUCCAGUUCCUGAUGCUGAGGCUCAUGGGAAGGACGGUCACAGCCGUUUUGAGCAGCUUCAGCUUUCAAAUGUUAUACCUGUUGGCAGGCUAUUACUACACAGCGACGGAAGAGUAUGACAUUAAGUGGACGAUGCCUCACUGUGUGCUCACGCUCAAACUUAUCGGUUUGGCAUUUGAUUACUAUGACGGCGGGAAAGAACCAGAGGAGCUGACUUCACAGCAGAAAAGCGCAGCCCUGUCGUCCACGCUCUCGCUGCUGGAGGUGUGCGGCUUCUCUUACUUCUACGGGGGCUUCCUGGUGGGCCCCCAGUUCACGCUGCGCAGCUACCAAAGGCUGGUGGCUGGGGAGCUCAGCGACUGCCCUGGAAAGCCUCCAAACAGCCUUGUACCAGCGCUGAAGAGGUUUUCUCUAGGUUUUCUCUUCCUGGCUAUCUUUGCAAUAUUCAGCCCUCAUUACCAGGAGAGCUACUACCUGACAGAUGAAUACGAUGCUCAGCCAUUCUGGUAUCGCUGCGUCUUCAUUCUGAUUUGGGCUAAAAUCAUAUUGUAUAAAUACGUCUGCUGCUGGCUAAUAGCCGAAGGCGUAUGCAUCUUGACAGGGCUCGGGUACAACGGCGUGAUAGAGGGCGAGCACCAGUGGGACGCCUGCGCCAAUAUGAAGGUGUGGCUCUUCGAGACCACGCCGCAUUUCGGGGGAACCAUCGCCUCAUUUAACAUCAACACCAACGCCUGGGCCGCCAGGCAUGUGUUUAAGCGGCUGAAGUUCUUGGGCAACAAGUUGCUGUCCCAUGUGUCCACUUUGUUCUUUCUGACCAUUUGGCAUGGACUCCACUCUGGAUACGUUCUUUGUUUCUCCUUGGAGUUCUUCAUCAUAAUUUUGGAGAGACAGGCCCAGGCGUUGGUGCAGGACAGUCCAGCGCUCACAAAGUUGGCCAACAGCUCCCUCUACCCGCUCAUAUACGUCAUCCAGCAGUUCAUCCACUGGCUCUUGAUGGGAUACGCACUGGUGCCCUUCUGUAUCUUUACCUACGACAAAUGGCUAAAGGUGUACACAUCAGUCUACUUCUGCGGUCACGUUUUCCUCCUCGUAGUCUUUUUAGUCAUGCCAUACUUGCGAAAGGCACUGGUGCCCAACAGGGAACGCAGCCAGGACAAGCAGGAUUAAAGUCGGGUCGGUCUAAGGCUUAAUGUCCACAGAAAGGAACCGUGGCAAAAAGGAGCAGAAUGGAAAAUAUUUUAGGCCUUUAGUAUAAAUAAUAUAUAAAUAUAUGUUCAUGUGAAAAUAAAUAUAUAUAUUUUUGUGUUUUUUAAAAAGAAAAAGAACAAUAAUGAGGGUGUUUUAUAAACAAUUUUGGAGAAAUGCUUACAGGAAAAUGACCAUUGUGCCACAUGGGCUAAUUGAGUGCACGUCAGCGGGCAAUUUCCUGUUUGUUUUUAUUUUCCGAAACACGUAGUUUGCACUCAGCAGGUUCACAGCCAGUCGUUGGUACCCUUUUUUUUUUCCUCAUUCUGAUUUCUAUCCAUCUCCAAAUUGUGUUUAGCGGCAGUAUCUCUUCAUUGUGAGGUGUUCAUGCACUUUCGGAAUGUAACGUAACAACACACUGCUCGCAUUGGAAACAACUCAAUUAUUAGGUGGGGGUUAGGAUUUCAUUUGUGAAGACGGCUAACACAAGCACUGUCAUAAACACACACACACACACACACAACACCUGACUCAACAUGGCCUUGUGUACAUGAAUGUUUUUACUGUUUGUUUUGCUUGUGAUUUGUUUUGUGAUAGAAAAAAAAAAGACUUUGAUAGAUUUUUCCAAUUUUUGUCAUUUUGAAUGAGAAAUACUACUUGUUGCAAUGCUGUCCACCUUCUCAUCCUGGAUUGUAUUAUUUUGGUUUAUUGCUGCCAAUUUCUGUGUUGUUGUUUUUUUCCGAAAUGUACAGAUAGUCACUACUGCGUGUUAUUUAAGAACAGAACUGUAAGUACUUUUUGAAGUGUCCUAAUUUUUCCCACAUUACUUUAACUGUGGCUCCCCCUAUGGGUUGUGGUUAAAAUACUUUGUUAGACAUGCUAGCAUACGUGUUAUAUCCUCAAAUCUUUAUUUAUUGAACAAAUGAUGAAUGACUUGUGGCCAAUUUGUUGCUAAGUUCUGUCAUUGCAGAGAUGGUUUCUUUGACGGCAGCAAUUUUUUUUAGCCAAUUUUGCUCAAAUUUUGCACACACAUGCUUAUCGGUACCCUUUGUACCAAAUUUGUCAGCGUUCCAAUGGAACAGCCUGUAGUUUUUUGUUUCUUUGUCGAGCAUGCAUAUCUGUGUGAGAAAUUUCAAGUCAUUCUGACUUAUGGGGUCAAGUAACAGUGCCACCAUGUGGUGUAUUUGCCAAAAACACAAUAGGGGUGCAUUUUCUAGCAACUUUACCCACAUUUGUUUGUGCACAAAAGAGUUAAACAAAAAUAAAGUGAUGUGGAAAAAUGAGGGCACUCAUAAAGCAACAAAAAGAGAAGCUUUAGCCGUCCUUCACCUCAUCUCACUUUGCAGGAAUGCCUGUAGCAAAUGUUAAUGGUGAUUAUUAUGAUUUUGACAAAACAAUGGUGACUAUGAUGUAAUUUGAAAACUGCAUUUUUUGCCUUACCAAAUGGACAAAUAUCUACAAAAAAGUGGGAUGGACCCAUGGGGGAAUGUGAUUUAAAAAAAAAUAUUUUCUAAUGUUGAUUAAUAAAACAAGUGCUGCAUUUCAAAUUGCCUUUGACGACAGCUCCUAUGACGUCAUGUUGCAGUUUAAUCUGCGUGUUGAGGGAAUUGGU